GCUGAGCUGUUCGAGUCUCCGAGGCUGAGCUCCCGCAGGCCGGGAAUCCCUUCUCCUGUACCGGGGCCGCCAUGGCUCUGAGGGAACUGAAAGUCUGUCUGCUGGGGGAUACCGGCGUCGGCAAGUCCAGCAUCGUAUGGAGAUUCGUGGAGGACAGUUUUGACCCGAAUAUCAAUCCCACCAUUGGGGCAUCGUUCAUGACCAAGACUGUGCCACAUCAGAACGAACUCCAUAAAUUCCUCAUUUGGGACACUGCUGGUCAGGAGCGUUUCCGCGCAUUGGCCCCAAUGUACUACAGAGGUUCUACAGCAGCCAUCAUUGUGUAUGAUAUAACGAAAGAGGAAACCUUCUUAACAUUAAAGAACUGGGUGAAGGAGCUACGGCAGCACGGGCCGCCCAACAUUGUGGUCGCAAUAGCAGGAAACAAGUGCGACCUCAACGACGUCAGGGAAGUUUUGGAAAAAGAUGCAAAAGACUACGCCGACUCCAUCAACGCAGUAUUCGUGGAAACCAGCGCGAAGAACGCCAUCAACAUCAAUGAGCUGUUUAUAGAAAUUAGUAAAAGGAUCCCCUCGGCCAACGCCGGCGCCACGUCUGGAAAGGGUUUCAAGCUCAGGAGACAGUCGUCGGAAGUAGAGCGCCGAUGCUGCUGACAGGAGAGACUGCUGCUCGUUCACACAAGAGACCGGACUGUUGGGGUUCAGUGCCAGCCGUCCCAUCUCCCAGUAUGUUCCACAGACCAGGGGAACCGCGGUGUGAAUGGGCCUUAUUAUCUAAAGGGAAAACGCCUCUUUGUUUGUGCCACGGAACCGCCCGAUUGCUGAUUGUUAGCUCUUCUGUACGACUAUAGACGCCCCCUCGACUAACGGCGGAGUGUCGGGGAAGGCGAUUUUGUAACGGAUUUUGUGAUUCACGUUAUCACUGCGUUUUGCCUCCAUUUCUCUGUGCCAUUUUCCCCUUCGGCGGGAGGCGACAGACCCCCCACCCCUGCGUCGGCCGGUUAGCGCGGUUUAGUACUCCGUGCCCGGUUGCCUGCUCUCAGUACAAGCCUACUAACAAGCAUGUUUGGAUUGGGGGUUCUGCUUACUGGUACCGCUGGGGAUGCUGGGAAUUGUAGUGCCACGGCGGCUGGAGGACAGAGAAAUACUGACCAAUAGUGAUUAUUCACCCAUUAGUCUUAAAUGUAUUCAGCUGAGCCCGGUUAUUUUGGGGGUGUAAAUUAUUUGCUUUUAACUUACCUUUAUGUAUUAACCCUGUGCCUUCCGGGGAGCAGGUCAUUCUCCAUUAAUGCUGUUUCUAAGGGCAAAGACACACGGGGCGAUUAGUCGCGGCAGGUUUCUUAAAAAGUCGCGGCGACUAAUCGGCAUUCGUGCAAAUGGAGUGAUUGGUUGUGUCGGUGCCUAUACUAACCUAUGGCUGCUGAACUGAAUUUUUAAAAAAGUGGCAGCGAAGUAGCUACUACUAGUAGCCCAGUGUGUCCUCACCCUUACUGCAAAGACACGCGUGGUGAUUAGUAGGUGCGACUUUUUAAGAAGUUGCAGCGAUCAAUCUUCAUGUGUGUCUUCACCCUGAGGCCAAGGACCCACGAAGCGGUUCAGUUGCUCGUGAAUGGGAGUUG
Messenger RNA from Xenopus tropicalis (tropical clawed frog), 1618 nucleotides. RefSeq names its product RAB22A, member RAS oncogene family (gene rab22a). Gene Ontology annotation, molecular function: GTPase activity; GTP binding; G protein activity. Gene Ontology annotation, cellular component: early endosome; cytoplasmic vesicle; phagocytic vesicle membrane. The record is from RefSeq and is marked provisional. Lineage: Eukaryota; Metazoa; Chordata; Amphibia; Anura; Pipidae.